Saimiri boliviensis boliviensis (Bolivian squirrel monkey) is the source of this 2333-nucleotide messenger RNA. The record is from RefSeq and is a predicted model, not a curated record. NCBI's taxonomy places the organism in Eukaryota, Metazoa, Chordata, Mammalia, Primates, Cebidae.
GAGUCACCGUGCCUGGCCUUCAAUCACACCUUUCUCAGUGACCUCUUUUCGUAACUGCUGGGUAGGGCAGAACGGAGGUAGGACCAGGGACAAGGCACCAUGUGCCUGGAGUCUGAAGACCUGGAUUUCAGAUGCAAUGUGGCUAGUGACUUCCUGUGUGACCCUGGUAAAGUUGCUUUGCUCCUGGGUUAAAUGGGGCUGACAGUUCCUUCCUGAUUUGCCUUACGAGACUACCGCAGUGCAUACGAAGGUGCCUGGCCAGCUGUAACGUGCAUAUGGGGGUGCUGACUGCUGUUGUCAUUGUCGUUGGCAUUAUUGAUGAAAGAGAUAGGAGGAGAUCAUUGUUCCAGCGAUGAGGGAGACCUAGAAAAAUUCCCGAAGUGAAAGAUCAGGGGUAAAGACCUGACUGCUGUUGCCACUUUGUGAUAAAAUGCAAUAAAAAUGUCAUUGGCCUUAUUGAUGAAAGUGGUAGGAGGAUUGUUGCCCCAGAGGUGGAGAUGACGUUCUAACAGAUUCCCAGAGUGAAAGAUCAGGAGGCUAAAGGCCUCGAGUUGGAAGCGGAUAGAGUGUUCCACGUAGACGGAGAACAAAGGCGGCCUGGACUAGCAGGUUCUGCUGACUGUGACCUCUGGCUUUGAUUGAAACAUUUGUCAGACUUCGUUGUUUGCUAAAACAAAAGUCAAGGCAUUUUGAGAAAUCAAGUCAAGAUCAAGGUCCACGUCAGCAGCUCAGAAGAGCUGGUGUUUAACCAAUGUCAACUCCUGAAUAAUAAGCCCUGAUUAGACCCGAGUACACCCCUCACAUCCUCCUUCUGCAGCAGCUCACAGGCUUCCAGCAUGAGCCAUAUGCUACGGGUGUCCUUACUGCUGCCCAGGAAAGGGAGGAGCUGAAGGCCAGGAAGGCCCUGGUGCAGAGAAGGGGACAGGAAGACCAGCGAAAAAAGGCACUGGGACAUCGGGACUGGGCAUUUCCUCCCAACAUGGCUGCCACUGCCUCUCCGCAGCGACUCACCACGGAGGAUGCCGGUUCGGAGAACAGCAGCUUCUAUGACUAUGACUACCUGGACGAGGUGGCCUUCAUGCUCUGCAGGAAGGAUGCGGUGGUGUCCUUUAGCAAAAUCUUCCUGCCAGUCUUCUAUAGCCUGAUUUUUGUGUUGGGCCUGAGCGGGAACCUCCUUCUUCUCAUGCUUUUGCUCCGGUAUGUGCCUCGCAGGCGGAUGGCUGAGGUCUAUCUGCUGAAUCUGGCCAUCUCCAAUCUCCUGUUUGUGGUGACACUGCCCUUCUGGGGCAUCUCUGUGGCCUGGCAUUGGUUCUUUGGGAGUUUCUUGUGCAAAAUGGUGAGCACUCUUUAUACUAUUAACUUGUACAGUGGCAUCUUUUUCAUUGGCUGCAUGAGCCUGGACAAGUACCUGGAGAUCGUCCAUGCUCAGCCCUACCCCAGGCUGAGGACCCGGGCCAAGAGCCUGCUUCUUGUUACCAUAAUAUGGGCUGUGUCCCUGGCCACCUCUAUCCCUGAAAUGGUCUUUGUACAGACACAUGAAUACCCCAAGGGUGUGUGGAACUGCCAUGCAGAUUUCAGUGGGCAUGGGACCAUUUGGAAGCUCUCCCUCCGCCUCCAGCAGAACCUCCUAGGGUUUCUCCUUCCACUCCUUGCCAUGAUCUUCUUCUACUCCCGUAUUGGUUGUGUCUUGGUCACGCUGAGGCCGCCAGGCCGGGGCAGGGCUCUAAAAAUAGCUGUAGCCCUGGUGGUGGCCUUCUUCGUGCUAUGGUUCCCAUACAAUGUCACCUUAUUUCUGCAUACGCUAUUGGACCUGCAAGUAUUCGGGGACUGCAAGGUCAGCCAGCACCUAGACUAUGCACUCCAGGUGACAGAGAGCAUCGCCUUCCUUCACUGCUGCUUUUCCCCCAUCCUGUACGCCUUCUCCAGUCGCCGCUUCCGCCGGUACCUGAAGACACUCCUGGCUGCUGUGCUUGGACGGCAUCUGGCACCUGGCACUGCCCAGGCCUCAUUGCCCAGCUGUACUGAGAGCAGCAGUCUUUCUGCCCAAGAAGAAAUGACUGGCAUGAAUGACCUUGGGGAGAGGCAGACCGAGAACUUCCCUAACGAGGAGGAUGUGGGGAAUAAAGCAGCCUGAGUGUCCAAACCGCGGUCUGGUGGGAGCAGAUGGGAACCAGCUAAUUUGGACAUCCACUGAGAGUGCUCUCUCCAGGGGCCUCAGUGACCAUGUUGCUAAACCCAGUGGUCAAUUCUCAGUUCUCAACUACCAGCAGCAUUUGCUUACCCCUGCCUUCUUCCUCCAUGACACCACACUUUAUUUUCUGAAUUGCUGUAAU